AUUGAUCUUGUGUAAGUGUGUGUGUGAUGUCCCCCCUCAUUUAAGGCAUACCUGUGCCAGAAGACUGGCCCAGCACCUGCCAUACAAGCAGUUUGUCCCUGCUCCACGUCCCCAGGUGGACCACGCAGCGGCUGUAAAGGAGUACAGCCGGUCCUCGGCUGAUCAGGAGGAGCCCCUGCCGCACGAGCUGCGGCCCUCUGCAGUGCUCUGCAGGACCAUGGACUACCUGGUGACCCAGAUCAUGGACCAGAAGGAGGGCAGCCUGAGGGACUGGUACGACUUCGUGUGGAAUCGCACACGGGGCAUACGGAAGGACAUCACACAGCAGCACCUCUGCGACCCCCUGACGGUGUCCCUGAUCGAGAAGUGUACCCGAUUUCACAUCCACUGUACCCACUUCAUGUGUGAGGAGCCCAUGUCCUCCUUUGAUGCCAAGAUCAACAAUGAGAACAUGACCAAGUGCCUGCAGAGUCUGAAGGAGAUGUACCAGGACCUGAGAAACAGGGGUGUCUUCUGUGCCAGUGAAGCAGAGUUCCAGGGCUACAAUGUUCUGCUCAAUCUCAACAAGGGGGACAUCCUAAGGACUGAGCUACAGCAGGAGCCCCCGGUCCCCAUGCCAGCCACUUAUGUGGUCAUGGGGCAGCUGGCUAUCCGCAAGGAUGCUCUCCGAGCGCUCAACAUUGCGUACACCGUGAGCACCCAGCGGUCCACUGUCUUUCCUCUGGACGGCGUAGUGCGCAUGCUGCUGUUCAGAGACAGUGAAGAGGCAGCAGACUUCCUCAGCCACCACGGUCUCGCUGUCUCUGAUGGCGAGCAUGCCCAGUGUGUGUUGCUGCAACUCGUGGCUGUUACACACCAGGCCAGCUGGUUCCGUGCAGUCAUAGAGAAGCUCCAG
This is a messenger RNA of Galeopterus variegatus (Sunda flying lemur), 895 nucleotides long. Its product is annotated as germinal-center associated nuclear protein-like. Lineage: Eukaryota; Metazoa; Chordata; Mammalia; Dermoptera; Cynocephalidae. Gene Ontology annotation, cellular component: cytoplasm; transcription export complex 2; nucleus. The transcript is spliced from 5 exons. The record is from RefSeq and is a predicted model, not a curated record. Gene Ontology annotation, biological process: mRNA export from nucleus. The annotation marks the transcript as partial.